AUGGCGAUCGAAGGAGUCCCUGAAGAAAUGCUCGCUGUCCAGGUGGUAGAGUUCAACCAACCUUAUAAGAUCCAUAAGGUGCCCACUCCUACCAGCCUCAAACCACAUGAGAUCCUGCUGAAAACAGUGGUUGCAUCACUAUGUCACACCGACGGCAUGGUCGUCGCCGGCAAAUUUCCCACAAAACUGCCCUGCACGGCGUCGCACGAAGGCACGGGCAUCGUCGUUGCCGUGGGUGAUGAAGUCACCGAAUUCAAAAAGGGCGAUCGCGUCAUGUCCGGUCUCCCACGGAACCCGUGUCAGCAGUGCUUCAACUGCCAGGGUCCAAAGGACUGGCGGCAAUAUUGUCAGAAGAUCGAAGGAUACAUAGGUGUUUUCGUGGAUGGCGCUUUUAGCGAAUAUCACAUUGCCGAUGCACGGACUAGUUGCCACAUUCCAGAAAAAGUGAGCUUUGCGAAUGCAGCCCCCCUCGCUUGCGCCGGAUGUACGAUAUAUCGCGCCAUUUCUGUGGCUGAUGUACCGGACGGAGGGUGGUUAGGCAUCGUGGGUGCCGGCGGCGGGCUAGGCCACCUGGGGAUUCAGUUUGCUAUAGCCAAAGGGAUCUAUGUCGUGGCAAUUGAUGCGAGAGACGAAGGACUCGAGCUGUGCAAAAAAGCGGGUGCGCAGCACAUUUUCGAUGCGAGGGAAGGGAAAGAGAAGGUCGUGGAAAAGGUCCAAGAGCUCACGGGUGGCUUGGGUGUCCAUGCUUCGAUCAACGUCUCCGAGCACGAGACCUCGGCCGACAUGGCUUGUGCUAUUACCAGGAUGCAUGGAACCAUGGUGCAGACUGCGCAGCCGGACCGGGUCUCUGUGGCCUUCCAGGAACUGAUUUUCCGAGACAUUCGCAUCAGGGGGACGUUGAUUGCGUCACAGGAGGACAGCCAGGAAAUGCUGGACAAUGCAGGGAAGUACGGCAUCAAUGUGGAAACGAACCUCUUUUACGGACUGGAGGAGGUGCCGAAGAUGGUCGAGCUGGCACAUUCGGGCACGAUGAAAGGGAAGGCGGUCUGUGUGGUUGACAGGGCCGAGUUUGAAAAGGAGAACGAACGUUUAGGAGCGUCUCAUACGGCUUGA
Molecule: messenger RNA, 1113 nt
Organism: Fonsecaea erecta
Lineage: Eukaryota; Fungi; Ascomycota; Eurotiomycetes; Chaetothyriales; Herpotrichiellaceae
Exons: 3
Coding region: 1-1113 (370 amino acids)
Molecular function (GO): oxidoreductase activity
Source: RefSeq, a predicted model, not a curated record